This is a messenger RNA of Haliotis rubra (blacklip abalone), 3566 nucleotides long. RefSeq names its product monoacylglycerol lipase ABHD2-like. The transcript has 8 exons. NCBI's taxonomy places the organism in Eukaryota, Metazoa, Mollusca, Gastropoda, Lepetellida, Haliotidae. Bases 255 to 1466 code for a protein of 403 amino acids. Gene Ontology annotation, cellular component: sperm plasma membrane; sperm flagellum. Gene Ontology annotation, biological process: sperm capacitation; acylglycerol catabolic process; medium-chain fatty acid biosynthetic process. The record is from RefSeq and is a predicted model, not a curated record. Gene Ontology annotation, molecular function: acetylesterase activity; monoacylglycerol lipase activity.
CUGUGUUUCAGCCGCCUGCGCAGCCGAUGAUCUCAUAGUGUACGGUUAAUGAUAAUCAGUUAGAGCCGACAGUGGUCGCGGAGAGCCAAUUCAGUAACAGUACAACUCAGCUGAUGUCCAUCUUGCACGGACUGCCAUUGUUCGCAGUCAGUCAGUGAGAAGCCUUUAGGAGCGUAUCUCGUGCAGAAGAGAAGUAUCUCGAGGAGUGCAUCUGGCACACGUUUUCCGCGUGACACUGACUGACAGCCGCUGCCAUGACUGAGUGGUUCCUUGGACUGGCGUUUCUCUUAGGAAUCGUCAAGAUGCUGAACAUGUCAAGCCUGUCUGUGGCACCAGACAUCUACAUUAAGGAUCGAUCGUCUGCAUUUGUGAAAAGCAUUCUCGCAGCAUGCCCCAUCUUCCUAGAACCAUACAUCCCAACCUUGAUAUGGGGGAAGAGUGGCCACAUCCAGACAAUCGUGUAUGGCAAGAUGGGGCGCGUCCAGUACCCGGACCUCAAGGGUGACAGACACGAACACAUCAUGCCCGAUGGCGCCACCUCCACGUUCGAUGUUUACCAUUCUCUCUCAGAACACCCGUCUGGAGGUGACUACGCCAUGCUGGUGUGUCCGGGGAUCGCCAACUGCAGUGAGAGCCCUUACAUCCGCACACUGGUACAUAUGGCACAGCGGAGCGGCUACAGGGUGGCGGUCCUCAACCAUCUCGGAGCUUUGAGAGAUGUGGAGCUCACAUCACCACGGAUAUUUGAUUACGGAAGUACGACAGAGUUCCACCACAUGGUGGAGGACAUGAGGAAGAUGUAUCCCAACAGCAGCUUCCUGGCUGUUGGCUUCAGCAUGGGCGCCAACAUCAUCACCAAGUAUCUCGGUGAGCACCCGGACAAUCAGAAGCACUUCAUCUGUGGAAUGUCCCUGUGUCAGGGGUACGACGUCAUACAGAUCUGCCCGCAGCUGAUGAGCUACUUCCUGCCGAGGUUGUACGUCUAUGCGAUGACAGAGAAUAUAAAGAAGAUUCUACAACGUCAUAGCAGCAUCCUCUUCAGCUCUUCAGCGCAGGAGAAGUACGGCAGUUUUGACUUGGAGAAGAUAUUUGACAUUGGAGAAGAAUAUUCAGAACAACAAUCACUGGAAGCCUUGGAUGAAGUGUAUAGCAGCAAGAGGUUGGGCUUCAAGUGUCUGGAAGACUACUACAGGUCAUGCAGCAGUGGGAACUACCUCCACAACGUGACGAUACCGAUGUUUAUUCUGAAUGCACUUGAUGACCCUCUGGUGCCAUCCAGCAUUCACUCUAUACCACGGAAGUUUGCAGAAACCCAUGACAACUGCAUAUUCGUCGUAACACACCAUGGCGGCCAUCUUGGAUAUUUUGAAGGUGGGUAUUUGACCCCAAGUCCAAUAACAUGGAUAGACCGGGCAGUGCUGGAGUUUGCCGACGCCAUGGUAGCAAUGGAGGAAAAACAGCAAUAACCUGUGUCAACUUUAGUCAAGAACUCCAGCAGUGACAGUGUUUGCACCCUACCUCAGCUUGUGCAAUGAAAAUACAUCAACUACUGCAGCAGCUACAACACCAGCUUCAACCUCGACAACACCUACCACCAAUAAUUGUGACUGGUUACUAACAUUAUUGAUUGUAACGUUUAUUCACUGUAUUUACAAAAUAUGCUUGGAUCACUGCAUUAUGAAUAUAGUAUGAGAAAUCUGUUUUUUAGACACUGUUGUAUAAUGCUUAUCCAAUGUGAUUUAGAGUUGUGCUAUGCGGAGUUACCUCCCGUGCAGUUACCUCCCAUACCAUAAUGCAUAAUAAUGCACUAGAAACCUUUUUUGUUUUCAUUGGUGUAUUUAGAAAUCAGAUUUUAUGUUUUCUUCACAAAAUAAGCUUUUCCAAUCACAGUGUUUUGAUUUCUGUCACAGUAAUAUUAAAUAGGUACAGUGACAAAAUGUGACAAUAUUUUUUACAUUUGAAGCACUGCAUUGGAUGAAAGGCAACUUACUAAUGCGGGUGUAUGGAUAAAGGGAGGUAACUCCUUCAGUACUAUUCUUCCUGAGGAUCAGGAGUUGAUGUAUUAACUUCAUGCAAGAGUCGUAUUUAUCUUUCAUGGGGGUGCUUAAAGUGGUUAUCAAUAUCUUUCAGAAUUGUUCAUUUUAAGGCCCAUUUAAUCCUUUGUUUAAAUGUGGGUUUGUCAUCUUUGCUUAAAUCUUGAUCUUGCCACUCAUGUGAGCUAACAGGGUGGUGAGGUAGCCUAGUGGUUAAAGCAUUUGCUCAUCUUUUCAAAGAUCCAAGUUCGAUUCCCCACAUGGGUACAAUGUGUGAAACCCAUUUCUGGUGUCCCCUGCCGUGAUAUUGAUAGAAUUCUGUUACAAGCGACAUGAAAUCUACAAAAACCAUAGAUGACAUCCUUACCUUGUCAGCUUGCUUGCUCUUUGGUCAUGUGGACAAGGUGGUCUGAAGAUCUGUGGUUCGAAUCCCUGGACAGGAAAUUUUAUGGCUGCUAAAUGGGCCCCAAGGCUUAUAAUGUUAAUCACUGGAUUCUCAGGUCCAUACUCUGUUAUUUUAAGAUCAGAAUCACACAAUGGACUCACUGGACUAACACAGACAAAUGGUUUGGCCCCUGACAUGUCUGCCAGUGCUUUUUCACACUGGAAUGUGAUUUCACUUAAAAGGAAGUGUUCACUGUAACAUUUGAUUUUGGAAGAGAUAAAGAAAUGUAAUGAGACCUGUUAAAUUUUGAGACGCUGGGUCUACAGGGAGUAGGUAGGCAGGAUGGUAUGAGUAAAGGGAGGUAACUCCAACAACCCUAGUCUACCAGUGAAGUUGCUGCAGGUCUUCCUGUCAGUAAGUUACAUAAAUCUUGGAUUUAGGUCAAGAUGAGUGAGUGAGUGUUAGUGUGAUAUUGGCUAUACAUUUUGAUGUGAUAUAGCUCUAAUUAUAUGUUAGACCUUGUAGACCAUGUGUAUAUCAUUGACAUAGACCAUAACCAGGCGGGGUAGCCCAGUGGUUAAAGCGUUGACUCGUCAGACCCGGGUUUGAUUCCCCACAUGGGUACAAUGUGUGAAGCCCAUUUCCAGUGUCCUCUGCCAUGAUAUUGCCGGAAUAUUGCUAAAAGUGACAGAAAACCAUACUCACUCACUCACCCAUGAUCUGCUAUGAUAUUUCGAAGACAUCGCAGUUGAUUGUUGCAGAAGACGUCGGACUGAUUGGUACUGAUGUCAAGGUCAUCACCAUUAGCUCGUGUACACGUGAUACAUAACUUUGUUGGCAUCUGUUGAAUAUGAGGGUACAGAAUAUUCGGGUCAGCUCUUACUGCCUUGACGUAAUGUUGAUAGCAUGUUGUAAAGGUGGCAUGAAACACCAUUCAUGUCCAGUAUCUCCUGGGUUGGCCACGGUGUCUGGGUCAUAUACUGUGUGUUGUAUACUUGGAUAAGUGUUGAAUGUGUGAUCCUUGAAUGUGUGUGAAUGUUGAAUGUGUGAGCCUUGAAUGUGUAUGAGUGUUGAAUGUGUGUGAGUGUUGAAUGUGUGAGUGUUUGAUGUGUGAGCCUUGAAUGUGUGUGAGUGUUGAAUGUGUGUGA